Messenger RNA from Manacus vitellinus (golden-collared manakin), 3706 nucleotides. It is a transcript of the gene MAN2A2, whose product is annotated as mannosidase alpha class 2A member 2. Gene Ontology annotation, cellular component: Golgi membrane. Bases 1 to 3450 code for a protein of 1149 amino acids. Gene Ontology annotation, molecular function: alpha-mannosidase activity; carbohydrate binding. Gene Ontology annotation, biological process: N-glycan processing; protein deglycosylation; mannose metabolic process. Lineage: Eukaryota; Metazoa; Chordata; Aves; Passeriformes; Pipridae. The transcript is spliced from 22 exons. The record is from RefSeq and is a predicted model, not a curated record.
AUGAAGCUGAAGAAGCAGGUGACAGUGUGUGGAGCUGCCAUCUUCUGCGUGGCCGUCUUCUCCCUCUACUUGAUGCUGGACCGGGUACAGCACGACCCUGCACGACACCAGAGUGGGGGCAACUUCCCCAGGAGCCAGAUCUCAGUGCUACAGAACCGCAUUGAGCAGCUGGAGCAGCUGCUGGAGGAGAACCAUGAGAUCAUCAGCCACAUCAAGGACUCGGUGCUGGAGCUGACGGCCCACGCGGAGGGGCAGCCGGCAUUGCCCCAUCACCCCCCAAAUGGCUCCUGGGUGCUGCCCCCUGAGAGUCGCCCAAGUUUCCUCUCCGUGUCCCCACAGGACUGCCAGUUUGCCCUGGGGGGCAAGGGACAGAGCCCAGACCUGCAGAUGCUGGCCGUGUACUCCCUGCUGCCCUUUGACAACCAGGAUGGCGGUGUCUGGAAGCAGGGCUUCGACAUCACCUAUGAGCCCAACGAGUGGGACAUGGAACCUCUGCAGGUGUUUGUGGUGCCGCACUCCCACAAUGACCCAGGCUGGAUCAAGACCUUCGACAAGUACUACUAUGACCAAACGCAGCACAUCCUCAACAGCAUGGUGCUGAAGAUGCAGGAGGACCCACGCCGACGCUUCAUCUGGUCCGAGAUCUCCUUCUUUUCCAAGUGGUGGGACAACAUCAGUGCCCAGAAGCGGGCUGCAGUGCGCAGGCUGGUGGGCAAUGGGCAGCUGGAGAUGGUGACAGGUGGCUGGGUGAUGCCCGACGAGGCCAAUUCCCACUACUUCGCCAUGAUUGACCAGCUGAUCGAGGGGCACCAGUGGCUAGAGAAGAACAUUGGUGUGACACCGCGGUCGGGCUGGGCCGUGGACCCCUUUGGGUACAGCUCCACCAUGCCCUACCUGCUGAAGCGCUCCAACCUGACGGCCAUGCUCAUCCAGCGUGUGCACUAUGCCAUCAAGAAGCACUUUGCUGCCACCCAGAACCUGGAGUUUAUGUGGAGACAGACGUGGGAUCCAGACACCAGCACUGACAUCUUCUGCCACAUGAUGCCCUUCUACAGCUACGAUGUGCCCCACACCUGUGGGCCAGACCCCAAGAUCUGCUGCCAGUUUGACUUCAAGCGCCUGCCUGGAGGCCGAAUCAACUGCCCCUGGAAGGUUCCUCCCCGUGCCAUCACCGAUGCCAAUGUGGCGGAGCGAGCCCAGCUGCUGCUGGACCAGUACCGCAAGAAGUCCAAGCUGUACCGCAGCAAGGUGCUCCUGGUGCCCCUGGGAGAUGACUUCCGAUACGACAAGCCGCAGGAGUGGGACGCCCAGUUCCUCAACUACCAGCGCAUCUUCGACUUCCUCAAUUCCCGGCCCGACCUCCACGUCCAGGCGCAGUUUGGGACGCUCUCUGACUACUUUGAUGCCCUGUAUAAGAAGAUGGGCAUUGUGCCGGGGAUGAGGCCGCCUGGGUUCCCAGUGCUGACUGGAGAUUUCUUCUCCUAUGCUGACCGGGAGGACCACUACUGGACGGGAUACUACACCUCCCGGCCGUUCUACAAGAGCCUGGACCGGGUGCUAGAGGCCCACCUCCGGGGGGCAGAGAUCCUGUACAGCCUGGCACUCGCCCACGCCCGCCAUGCCAGUGCCGACGGCAGGUACCCGCUCUCCGACUACGCCCUGCUGAGCAACGCCCGACGCAACCUGGGCCUCUUCCAGCACCACGAUGCCAUCACUGGCACCGCCAAGGAGGCUGUAGCUGUGGACUACGGAGUCCGGCUGCUCCACUCCCUUACCAACCUGAAGCGCGUCAUCAUCAACGCUGCGCACUACCUUGUGCUGGGGGACAAGGACACAUAUCAGCAUGACCCCGCUGCGCCCUUCCUCAGCAUGGAUGACACGCGCCCCAGCCAGGACUCCCUCCCGGAGAAGACAGUGGUCAAACUGGACACCUCACCCCGGUUCCUGGUGGUGUUCAACCCUCUGGAGCAGGAACGCCUGAGUGUGGUGCCGAUGCUGGUGGACUCCCCGCAUGUGCAUGUGCUCUCCGAGGAGGGCCAGCCCCUGCCCUUCCAGCUCAGCGCAACCUGGAGCUCCGCCACCGAAGUGGUUCCUGACGUCUACCAGGUGUCUGUGCUGGCCCGCCUGCCCGCGCUGGGGCUGCGUGUGCUGCAGCUGCACAGGUCCUUGGACGGCCAUGCCACGCUGAGGUCCUCCACGCGCCUGUACCUGCACGGUCGGGACCUGCCUGUGCGCAAGCCUGAGGCCCUGCCCCUGCAAGUCUUCCCGGCUGCUGCCGAUGAUUUCUGCCUGGAGAACCAGCACCUGCAGGCCUGCUUCUCAGGGCACUCGGGCCUGCUGCAGAGCAUACGCGGAGCUGGGGAGGAGCAGGGGCACAGAGUGAGCAGCGAGUUCCUCGUCUACGGCACCAGGACCUCCAAGGACAAAAGUGGGGCCUAUCUCUUCCUGCCUGAUGGAGAAGCCAAGCCCUAUGCCCCCAAGAACCCCCCAGUGGUGCGGGUGACGGAGGGACCCCUCUUCUCAGAGGUUGCCAGCUACUAUGAGCACGUUCAGACCAUGGUGCGGCUGUACAAUGUGCCAGGGGUGGAGGGCCUGUCCCUGGAUGUGUCCUGCCUGGUGGACAUCCGUGACCACAUCAACAAGGAGCUGGCCCUGCGCUUCAGCACCGACAUUGAGAGCGACAACACCUUCUUCACGGACCUCAAUGGUUUCCAGAUCCAGCCCCGCAGGUACCAGCGGAAGCUGCCGCUGCAGGCCAACUUCUACCCCAUGCCUGCCAUGGCCUACAUUCAGGACAUGCAGAGCCGCUUGACGCUGCUCACAGCCCAGGCCCUGGGAGUCUCCAGCCUCCGCAGCGGCCAGCUGGAGGUGAUCCUGGACCGGCGCCUCAUGCAGGAUGACAACCGGGGCUUGGGCCAGGGGCUGAAGGACAACAAGCGAACCUGCAACCGAUUCCGGCUCCUCCUGGAGCACCGCACCACUGCCAACAAGGUGCAGGACGAACGCCCCAUCAGCUUCCCCUCCCUGCUGAGCCACAUCACCUCCAUGCACCUGAAUGCCGAGGCCCUGGUCAUGCCGGUGGCGCUGGAGAAGCCAGCUGUGCCAGCCCUGCGCUCCUUCGUGCCCCUUGCCACCACCCUCCCCUGCGACUUCCACAUCCUUAACUUGCGGAUGUUGCAGGCAGAAGACGACUCACUACCCUCGGCCGAGGCAGCGCUGAUUCUGCACCGCAAAGGCUUUGACUGCAGCCUGGAGGCCAAGAACCUGGGCUUCAACUGCACUACAAGCCAGGGCAAGCUGGUCCUGGGAGGCCUGUUCCAGGGGCUGGAGCUGGGCUCCCUGCAGCCCACCUCACUGACGCUGAUGUAUCCACUGGGCACGGCUUCCAACAGCACCAACAUCUACCUGGACCCCAUGGAAAUUGCCACAUUCCGCAUCCGCCUGGGGUAGUGUGUGGAGUGGGAGAGGAGCAGAGUGGCUGGGCAGCGUGGGAGCAGCACCAGCACUGCAGGAGAGCAGGGCCAGCAGCACUGUGGUGGGCGCGGGCAGGAGGCGCCGGACUUGCAGAGGCUGCUGCUGCCUUCUAAUUUAUUAGUCCCACAUUCUCAGAUAGAUUUUGGAAUGAACUGCUGUGGCCGGGGCUGGGCGGAGGCUGCGGAAUGUGGUGCCGGGUGGGCUGAGCACAGCUGGCAGGAGCAACAGGCCA